AUGUUUCGACGUAUCAUUCCUCAAGCAACCACUCUAAGGCGGUCGGUCUCUCACAGACCACGUACUUGUGCGCGUCCAUUCAGAUCGUCUGGGCGUGUCAAUGAAGAGUCAAAAUCGAAUAAGGACCCAGACACUGGAAAACGGAAGUCCGAACCGACGCCUCUAUCAUCAUGUCCCGAAAAUACGAUCAUUGUUGGUGUGAAUUAUCUUAAAGGCCAAGAACCGAUCCUCGCAAAGAAAGACGAAGAUUAUCCGGCAUGGCUCUGGAGCUUACUGAAGCCCAAAGAGAUUCCAGACGAUGGACCGGGUGGGUUGGGUGAAAAGAUGCGCUUGCGGGCGGCGAAUAAGAAACGAAUAAAGGAGCAGAAUUUCUUGAAAACCCAGUGAACGGGUGAACUUUAUGUUGAAGGACAUCCAAUUAUUUGCACGUUCUCAUCGUGUUAUCCUUUGACUACAUUCUCUGACCAAAUUGUCUAUUCUAGUCCUCUCGUUCUAUCGUCAAUAUUUGGUCUAAUCUACCAACCUGUAUCCUGCAUUCGGACCGCACUCAAGUAUAUGAUUACUAUGAACAUACAAUAAAGC
This is a messenger RNA of Fomitiporia mediterranea MF3/22, 582 nucleotides long. RefSeq lists its product as uncharacterized. NCBI's taxonomy places the organism in Eukaryota, Fungi, Basidiomycota, Agaricomycetes, Hymenochaetales, Hymenochaetaceae. Gene Ontology annotation, cellular component: mitochondrial large ribosomal subunit. Gene Ontology annotation, molecular function: structural constituent of ribosome. Bases 1 to 387 code for a protein of 128 amino acids. The transcript has 2 exons. The record is from RefSeq and is a predicted model, not a curated record.